GGAAACAAUACAUCCACAUUAACACUGAACUGAAGCCUGUUUGCGUUUAAAGAUUUUGGAAACUCUCUGCGCCCUUUUAUGGCAGCCUAUAAACUCCAGAUGUUUGUUUUCCUUAGGAGAGGAUGGUGAAACUAAAAGGACAAGUGAUGUGAAGUUAAGCCACGAGGAAUCGGAUUACAAUUGGCCAUCUCACGAAAAGGUGCCUCGGGCUUUAAGGAGACACUGAUAGCUGAUGGUUGGAUCAUAUUCAUGUGGUUUUACGCGCAGGUGCUGAACUGAAAGCGUAACAGGGUUUGGCUGCAGAGAGAGGAUGGUGGCGGAGAUGGCGAGCUGUGGGGCGGCUUGUCACCUGGAGGACGGAGACGGAGAUAUCCCAGCACCUGGUAACAAAGAUAAUCUGACAGAAAGUGACAGCAGUGGUUCAGAUAACCCAGGCACAUCCACUGAGGACAGCUCUGAGGAUGAAGAGGAGGAUAAAGAGGAUGAUGAAGAAUCUGAAUCAUCUGCUGAGAAAGAUGGAGGAGAGGAAGAAAAUGAGGAGGCAGAGGAGUCUAAAAAAGGUCCGAGACCAAUACCAAUACUUGCCUUGUUGGAUAAACUGAUGAGGUUGCUGAGACCACCAUGUCUUCUUGUUGUCAUAGUUGCCAUGGUCUUAGUGGUAGCAUUACGGGAGUCAGUCCCUGGUCCUGAAGCAGAGACUUCCAGUGAGAAAGAUGAGAGGCGGAAAUAUUGCUGUGAAAAAUGCAAAGCUAUCCAGCAGAGCCAUGGCUAUGAGCUUGUUACACCCAGGAAGAUCAGUAAGGGACGAUUACAGGUGCAGCUGGAAGGAGAGGGUACAUAUGAGUGCUCAGUCACUGGUUUGGUUUUUGAAACAUCAGAGCGGGUUCUCUUGCGGUACUCAAUCUUGUCCUGGUCCAAGUUUGGGGCAUUCCUGAGGGACUCCUGGAAAUUUGCUGGGCCCAUCUUCAACGUGGACACAGUCAAUAAAGAAGCAUCUGUCCUCAAGUCCAUCCAGUUCCCUCACUCUGUCUGCCUCGCUGAUCAAGAAAAUGAAAUGACAUUCAGCGUCCUGCAUAUGAAGGGCAACCGCCCCCUCAUAGAGCCCACAGUGGACCACUCAGGUAGUCAUGUGAAGUGGAAUGUGUCGUCUCUGUCACCUGUGGGUCCCAUCAUUCAGACGACCCGGUCUGUGGAGCACCACGGGGUGGUCCUGGUUUAUAAGCAGCUGGGGAAUGACAACAACAACUACAGCUUCCAUGUCUACCUGGCCACCAACAGUGCCUCUGACAUUAAGGACAUACGCAAACAAGUGCAGGGUUACAAGAACCGUUACAUCCGGAUAGAGAAGCCUCCAACAUGUAAACUGGACGAGGGGACGUACCGUCUGCUGAGCGAGCCAGAGGGGGAGAUCAAACCUCAGGAUUUGAAAUUCACCCUCGCUGUGACGAAGAUGAAAGGCUACUUUGAAGCUUUCUUUGAGCAGCCUCCUCCCUUUAAAUUAUCACUCGUAGAGACUGACACUGAUGAGGUUGUUUGGUCCGCCACCAUCAGAGAAGGUGACUGUGUAGGUGACAAAGAGAAGAAGCCAAGAAAAAGGACAAACAGCCGGCGGGGGAGCAGCAGUCCAUCAGAGGAAGAAGAAACAGGCUGUAAAAGACCUCGAUGGCAGGAUGAAUCGGACGGAAUGAAAACGGCGUUAACUCAGGGCCGAGACUUGUCGGAGAAGCAACUUUUGCAGGUGGCCAAGCGGCUUGGGAAGGAGUGGAGGCAAGUGGCCAUCUAUCUGGACUUGAACUCAAAGGAGCUGGAUGAUAUCCAGUCAACAGAGAAGGAUGUGACCAUGCAGAAGCUGAAGAUGCUGGUGGAAUGGAAGAGCAGGAGGCGGCCAGGUGAGGCAACGGCGUUUCAUCUGUGGAAGAGUGUGGAGGAGCUGGAUGACCUGCCAAAUGAGGUCCAUCAGACUCUGCAAGACAUGAUUAACAAUCAAGCAGCUAAGUGAAUGGGAUUUUAUAUCCAUUGACUGUUGGAUUUCUGUUGCUCCAGCUUCUGGAAGGAAAAAAACACCUCAGGAAUACAACAAACCAAACUAAGGUAAACAUAUGGACCAAAUAUCUGCUCCAUUCUGAGUUGGCUUCUCUCUUCUGCACCUGAAACUGAGUUAUGGGCUUUGUAAAGCAACAUUUCAUCAUAAAUAGCCACAGUCUCAACAUUUGAUGGGCAUUCUCCAAACUUUUGCUCGAAGUCUUUCCUGGGAUGAUAAGAAGACAGGCCUUAAGCUUCCUUUGUGUUGCCUGAAUUUAAUGCGUAGCAUUUUCAAGUCCCUAAAAUGACCAUUAAAGGCAUAGAGGUCAUUGAAGGAUUUAGUAGCUAAUUAUGUAGCUGUAACUGAUUUAUUUUAGGUGCUGCAGUGUUGAAACUGCGAACACAUUGGGGAAAAAAAGCCCACCUGUGUCUUGUUUCACUAAUUAAUGUUAUGUCUGUGGAAUUUUUUUUUUUCGAACGAUGAGACAUUACAACACUUUCAAAUCCCUGUGACUGUCUAAAGUUAACAGACUGAAGAACCACAGGCUUCUGGUUCUCAUAUGGUUUUUAUAUUUGUGUACACUUUGUCUUGUAAAUAUUUCUUCCCUUUUUCAAACCUGUAAUCUAUUUUUUUUUACUUUUUUAUAUGUUUUAUUUUUUUAUUGGAAACCUCUGAAAAUGUCAAAUUAACUGAUUUGUAUAAUGAUGUUUAUUGUUGUACUUGAACCCAUUACUUCCCUACUGCGACAGGAACGCAGAGCUCUUGUUUACAUAUGAAUAAUGUUUGUGUGUAUUUCAGAAGUAUGCACUGAAGUUAAAAAAACAAUCACAUGCAUUUGGAUUCAGGGCUAAAUUUAAUAUCUGUGUAAGUGCAGCUACAGCUUUGCAACAUUAAUUUACUUUUAUGAGAUAUCUCUGCAAGAAUAAUGUCAGAGCUGCAGAGCUAAAAACUCUUAGAUCUGAAAAACAUCUGUACUGUAAGCUGCCGGUGGAAAUAUUCCACUUACUUUUUUAUGAACAUUUCUUAAGUCACAGCUUUGUCUCUGUUUCCUGACAAGUUAAUACUGUUUGGGGAAAAGCUGCAGAAAUAUCUCACUGAAUGUUGAAUCUGUUCAGUUUUUCAUGCUAAAAUGUUUACAGUCAGAGAACAGGGCAAUACCAUCAAGUUUGUUCUUUUUCUGCUCUUGUCUCAAUCAUAUCAGAACCCUCAAAAAAGUCAUGAAAUAUAAAGAAAUCAAGGAGAAAAUGAUGACUGAAUAAAACAAAUGGAUUUCCCCCUUUUUUACAUUUACAGUGUUGUACAAUUACAGCUCAUGUGAGGAGUUUUAACUGGUUAUGAGGCAGACAAAAAAUAUUACAUACAGUGCCUAUAAAAAGUAUUCACCCCUUGGAUGUUUUACCCUUGUAUUGAUUUUAUAAAUCAGUCA
Cheilinus undulatus (humphead wrasse) is the source of this 3449-nucleotide messenger RNA. RefSeq lists its product as uncharacterized. Gene Ontology annotation, molecular function: protein binding. The transcript is spliced from 17 exons. Gene Ontology annotation, biological process: regulation of DNA-templated transcription elongation; signal transduction; mRNA export from nucleus. Gene Ontology annotation, cellular component: THO complex part of transcription export complex. Bases 311 to 1999 code for a protein of 562 amino acids. NCBI's taxonomy places the organism in Eukaryota, Metazoa, Chordata, Actinopteri, Labriformes, Labridae. The record is from RefSeq and is a predicted model, not a curated record.